AAAAAUGUCUUUUUAGGACGUUCAGCUUGGCGUUUCAAGUCCUGAUGUGCAGCAAAGCUGAUGAACUAUCCACUUCCACUGGAAACAAUUACAUUUCCCAAUAUGUGGAGUUUGGGGGGCAUGGAAACGGCAUCAGUGGUUGCAGUGCUGUGUGGUUCCAGCGAUGGUCAUAGCUGCAGGGGCUCAUCAUGCGUUGGUCUUGGGUGGGUCUCCCAAAAAUCCAGUCAAGAGGAGUUUUGUCUUUCCCCAGAAUGCAUCGAGGCAGCCGGGUCCAUCCUGAGUAAGUUGGACCGGUCAGUCGACCCCUGUGACGACUUCUACACGUUCUCCUGCGGCGGCUGGUUGAAGGAAAACACGAUUCCUGAAGACUCAUCGUCCCACGGCAUCUACCCCUGGCUGAGGCAGCAUGUGGACAUCCGGCUGAAAGGUGGCGCUCCAUCCAUCCGUCCGUCCAACUGUCCAUCCAACCAACCAACUGUCCAUCCAUCCAACU
Messenger RNA from Poecilia reticulata (guppy), 493 nucleotides. The record is from RefSeq and is a predicted model, not a curated record. Lineage: Eukaryota; Metazoa; Chordata; Actinopteri; Cyprinodontiformes; Poeciliidae.